Messenger RNA from Clarias gariepinus (North African catfish), 5808 nucleotides. RefSeq names its product protocadherin 7a (gene pcdh7a). Gene Ontology annotation, molecular function: calcium ion binding. NCBI's taxonomy places the organism in Eukaryota, Metazoa, Chordata, Actinopteri, Siluriformes, Clariidae. The transcript is spliced from 4 exons. The record is from RefSeq and is a predicted model, not a curated record. Gene Ontology annotation, biological process: homophilic cell-cell adhesion. Bases 924 to 4889 code for a protein of 1321 amino acids. Gene Ontology annotation, cellular component: plasma membrane.
GAGGAGAAGGAGGAGGAGGGAGGUGCGUGGACCGAGCAUGCGGGACUCUGGACUUCAGGGGGGCAAAAGACGCAUAGAGCACGCGGACCAGUUCCCGCACCGCACCGCACCGGGACUGCUCGUGUUACUUUCCUUCCUCCACUUUCAUCUGUCCGGUGCGCAUCCUUUCCUUCUUUAUUUCUUUCUCUUUCUCCCUUUUUUUCCUCUCCCUCCUCCUCCCGGUCCUAUAAAUAAGAGCUCCGUCCGUCCGCGCUGCGUAACUUUUAUUUAUUAAACUGGUGGAAACGCGCGCGGCUGGCACGCGCGCCCCAGACUGCGGAGGAGACUGAGGUAAGCGAUGACUUCAAAGGGGGGAAAAGAUACAAAAUAACGAUCAUAAAGCAGAACCGAGAGGGAGAGAGAGAGAGGACAAAGCCGGCGUUGUCGCAAAGGAAGAGCGGCUGAGGAGAUAUAGAGGUACAGAGAGAGAGAGAUAGAUAGAUAGAGGGAGGGAGAGAAGCGUCCCGAGCUGAAGUCACGGAUCUCUCUCUCUCUCUCUCUCUCUCUCUUUUGUGUUCUACUGCAUUGCAGUUUAAACCCGGUGCAAAGCGAAAGAGAGCGGCUCGCGCGCCGUGCAGCAUCUAAAUGAACCGGAGAAGGAGAGAAAGACCCGGUACCGAGGGGACCUGCUCCCUGUGACACUCUCGGAUUUUCUCUAAAGAGGAUGUGUUUUUGUUUUAAUGCGGUGCAGACGUGACUGGGGCAACUAAGGAAGUGCAGUAUCAUCUAAAAAAAAAAAAAAGAAUAAAAUAAAUAAUAAUACAAAAAAAAAAAAAGACCCGCACAGAGAAGCAUUCAUAGACUCAGGAAAUAUUCCAGGAAUUGGAGCAGGAGGAAGCUGCAGAGAGAUAAAGAGAGAAGGAGAGACAGAGAGAGAGAGAGCCAUGGGGAGUACGAGCGUUGGCGCAGUGAGCACGCCGCUCUGCUGCUACCUCGUGCUCAUGCUGCAGCUGCUGACUCAGGUCGAUUCAGCGCUGCGCUACCGGGUGGCCGAGGAAGGUCCGACAGAUGUGCGUAUCGGAAACGUGGCAAGUGACCUGGGGCUCGUGCCAUCCGGGAUCGGCACUGGCGACGUGACUUUCGCCCUGGAAUCUGGAGCGGAGUACUUCAAGAUAGACAAUGUGACGGGCGAGCUGACCACCAGCACCCGGCGCAUAGACCGCGAGAAGUUACCCCAGUGCGCCAUGAUCUUCGACGAGAACGAGUGCUUCCUAGACUUUGAAGUUUCCGUGAUCGGGCCGCUCCAAAGCUGGGUGGAUCUUUUCGAAGGCCGCGUCGUCGUGACCGACAUUAACGAUAACACCCCGUCGUUCCCGUCUCCGAUGCUUACUCUGUCGGUCGAGGAAAACAGGCCGAUCGGAACGCUGUACCUUCUCCCCACGGCUACGGAUCGUGACUUCGGACGCAACGGAAUCGACCGCUAUGAGCUUGUGCACCAGGAUGCCGUUUCCGGGUCACGCCGACCUAAUCCCAGCAUGGCCACGGGAACCGAAAGGAAUGGCGGUGGUGAGAGGAGGCGUGUCCAGGAGACCGGGUCAACCCCAAAUGGGCGGAGCAACAGUGUAUUUGAAUUGCAAGUUGCCGAUACACCUGACGGACAGAAACAGCCACAGUUGAUUGUAAAAGGCCCGUUAGACCGAGAGGCACGCGAUUCCUAUGAGCUCAUUCUCCGAGUACGAGACGGCGGAAAUCCGCCACGUUCCUCCCAAGCGCUGCUUCGUAUUUCCAUCACUGAUGUCAACGACAACAAUCCUCGCUUUGAAAGACCUGUUUAUGAAGCUGAAAUGGCUGAAAACACACCUCCAGGAACACCUGUGCUCCAGGUGCGAGCGUCAGAUCGUGAUGUUGGAGUAAACGGGCAGGUGGAAUAUGUUUUUGGUGCCGCAACAGAAUCUGUACGCCGGUUAUUGCGCCUCGACGAGGCCUCAGGCUGGCUCAGUGUUUUACACCGUAUUGACCGAGAGGAAGUUUCCCAACUCCGCUUUGUAGUAACUGCAAAAGAUCGAGGACAACCGCCUCGAACGGACCGCGCCACAGUCAUACUCAAUGUCCGAGAUGAAAACGACAACGUUCCUGUUAUAGAUAUCCGCAAAAUCGGGCGCAUUCUUGUGCGAGACGGAGCUGCUAUGGUCCCUGAGAACGUUCUAGUGGACACUCCUGUAGCUUUGGUCCAAGUUUCUGAUCGUGAUCAAGGAGAAAACGGCGCUGUGACAUGCACAGUGGUGGGAGAUGUCCCAUUUACGCUAAAACCCGCAGGAGAAAAUGCACUAGCUCCUCCUCCAGCUGUUGAUGAUGCCUUUGAACGAAACAAAAAAAAGUUUUUCCUGCACACAUCAGCGCUUUUGGACUAUGAAACCACAAGGGAUUACACGGUCACGAUUGUUGCAGUGGAUUCAGGAAGCCCAAGUUUGUCUGUUAACAGCACAUUAAUGGUGCGAGUGGUGGAUAUAAACGAUCACGCUCCGACGUUCCCUCAAAAUCUGAUGGAAGUUCAUUUCGCUGAAAACAACACACCAGGGGAGCGGGUGGUCACCGUGGUAGCGUCUGAUGCCGAUAGCGGCAAAAAUGCAGAAAUCGCAUAUUCCCUGGAUCCAUCUGUGAAUGGUGCAUUUUACAUAGACACAGAUAAUGGAGAUAUACGUGCCACGGGAGAGUUAGAUCGAGAACAACGUGACAGAUAUGAGUUCCGUGUAAUCGCGCGGGACAAGGGCACUCCAUCUUUACAGGGUUCCACAACCGUAGUUGUCCAGAUAACAGAUAGAAAUGACAACGCUCCAAAGUUCGUCCAGGAAGUUUUCACAUUUUACGUGAAAGAGAACUUGCUUUCCAACAGCCCUGUCGGUAUGUUGACUGUUACGGACGCAGACGACGGAGAGAAUGCGGAGUUGAGUUUGUUUGUGGAGGAGGACAAUGAUGAGGAAGAGGAAAACGAAACAGGAAGUAGAAAGCAGGAAACCGUAACCAAGACCUUUUCCAUAGAGAACAACACCGGAACCAUAUUUUCUGCACUGUCAUUUGACCGCGAGCGUCGCAGCACAUAUAAAUUUCGUGUCCGGGCCAUAGACGGAGGCGACCCGCCUCGAUCCGCAACUGCCACAGUUUCUCUGUACGUAACAGACGAAAAUGACAACGCUCCAUCCAUCAUCACUCCCUUGAACGACUCGUACACACUCCUAACUCCAUCAAGCGGCGCCCGGACUGUCGUGAGAACCGUAACGGCCUCGGACAGUGACGCCGGGUCCAACUCAGACCUGCGCUAUGCUCUGAUUGGUGGAAACCCGUUUCAUCUGUUCGAGAUCGGCGCAAGCAGCGGGGUCAUCACGCUGACGGAACCACUGGAGAGGCGACACCGAGGACUUCACCGUCUGGUGGUACGAGUUAACGACAGCGGAGUUCCAUCACUGUGCGCCACGGCGCUUGUUCAUGUCUUCGUCAAUGAGAGUCUCACUAACGCCACCCUGGUGGACGCUCAGGUGGCUCGCAGUUUGGGUGUCCCCCUGUCCCUGGACAUUGCAGGUGACCCUGAUAAUGAGAGGAUUCUGGGUAAGCAGCGUCUCAGCGUGGCGAUCGGUGUGCUGUCCGGCGCGGCCGCUGUGGUUCUCAUCAUCCUCCUGGUUCUGACGGCGCGUCAGUGCGGUGCGCUUGGGAAAAACGGCUAUGAGGCCGGAAAGAAAGAACCCGAGGAGGACUUCUUCACGCCCCGCCCACCCUCACAGCCACCUCCCGAGAAAAAAAAACGGCGCGAUGCAGAGAAACGUGACAUUCGGUCAAAAUCUGAGCGCUCGCUGUACGCCGGGAUCGUCACAGUGAACAGCUGCAGACGCACCGACGAGGAAGAAGAGGAGGAAGAGGAAGUAGAGGAGGAACAGGAAGUGAGUCAGCGCAUCGGGGCGAGGCGUCACCGCUCCAGUCCUGACCUGGCACGUCAUUACAAGUCCAGCUCCCCGUUACCUGCUGUCCACCUGCAGCCCAACUCGCCGCCGGUGGAGGGGAAGAAGCACCAGGCCGUGCAGGACCUUCCUCCCACAAACACCUUCACAGGGAAUGGGAACGGGAACGCCGACGCCAUGUCACUCGGCUCCGACCACUGCUCCGACUACAGCUGCCACAACACCAAGUACAGCAAACAGCCGUUGCGCAGGGUGACGUUCUCCGUGGCGACAGAUGCUGGUUGCUAUGACAGCGGGGUGGACGAGUCAGAGACACCGAGCAGUAAGAGCAGUAAGAUCGGCGUUCUGUCUCUUCCUGAAGAUGGAUAUGAGAGAACGACACCUGAGGGCAGUGUGGGAGAGGAAGAGCAUGUGGAGAAUGACUCAAGGCAGCUUCCAGAUGUAGCUUUAACAGGAAAAUGCACCCGUGAUUGUGGCGAGUAUGGCCACUCUGACACCUGCUGGAUGCCUGUGCAGUCGUCGCCACGGAGACUCCAAGGCAAUGGAGCACCACGGCAACGCAUGUCCAGCUUCACUUCAGCAGGCGAUGACAACAACAAUCACGACAACAGCGAUCGAGAGGAAGAGGAAGGAGAGGAGGACGACGGUUCGGACCAAGGCAGCGGAGGGGGCGGAGCCGAUGACACGCGCAGUCCUCUGGCCAAUGGUGAUCCACUUGCAAGCCGUCGCCAUGGUGACCGUAACAGAAACAUUGGGGAUCACAACCGGAACCUGCUGAACCGCAAAAUGACAUCAGCAUCAUAUGACACCUUUAGCAGCGCUAAGUUCGGAGGUCAAUGCCAUGGUGACGAUUCAGAGGUGCCCUGCCCAAAUGAGGUUAUUCCCCUGACCCGGUCAGGGGGUGGAGACUUCAAAACAACAUCAUGCCUGACAUUAUCACGCAGGGAAGUUUACCUGUGAGAAACCCAUGAGACAUGAACUCUCACCUGAGCUGAAAACUCACACCUGAGAUACAAACUUGCAUCGGAGCUAUGACCUGAGACAAGGACUCACCUAAGACACGAUUUCACACCUUAGACACGAAUUCAAACCUGAGAUACAAACUCAAACCUAAGACAUGACUUUACACCUGAGACACAAAUUUACACCUGUGAUAUGAAGUCACAACCAUCUGAGACAAAGUCUCACACCUGAUGUAAAAACUGAAUUAGCAUCUAAAAGACAUGGUCUUAUCCGAACCCUGAGCUCACCCCUGAGACCCAAAGAAGAAGCACCAAGAGAGCAUCUGAUAACAAGCACCUUGACUACAAAAUUGUAACUGAGAUAUGAAGUCACCCAUGAGAAAGGAACUUUUCCCUAAACUAUCUAAACCUGAACCUAAAUACAAAGCUAACAUCUGCAGGUGAAGAACCUCAGCUAGGAAUUUUCGACUGAGCUAAAAAUUGGCAUCUUAGUUAAGAAAUCACAGCUAGACAUGCAAGACUUACACCUGACCUGCAAAGUUUUAGAUUCACACUAAGUUCAGGAUUUGACUUCAGCAUCUGGACCACACCUGGAAACAUCAAACUCUCUCCUGAUAUCUUAUCUUGUGCCAUAGAUAUAGAUUUGAAACAAAGUUUUGACCUCUGGUACAGACCUGCUGAUAGAGCUUCCAGUUCUGACCUAAUUCCCAUCUAAGCUACUAAUUCAUCUGAGCUACAAAUUGUUACCUGAUGUACCAGUAAAGACCUGCACAAAAGCCAUGAGCUACCAGUUCUUAACUGGGUUAUCAACCCUUACUCGACCACUUCUCAUCUGUGUUUCUUAUCUUCACUUGACCAGUUCCCACAUUGGCUACCUAUCUUUACCUGAACUGUCCUUAACUGGGCUACCUAUCUUU